AAAGUAUGAGAUAUAUCUUGGUCAUUAAAUUUGAUCAGCUUAAUAUAGUUAGCAAACUCAUUAAUACGUUUCAGCUAAAGGAAUCCUUCAGAAAAUUGCUGGAAGCGAUGGCGAAGACCCACACAUUACAAAAGUUUUUUCUAAUAUUUGUGUGUAAGUAAUAAUUUUCUAAUAAAUAAAUGUGUACACACAUGAAACGCUCUAGGAUGUGACAUUAUUCCAAAAUAAGACAAAAUAAAUAUCCUUCCUUCAUAUAUUAGUAGUAAAAUCACCAAAUAAAAUAUAAUUUUGCCAACAUUUCACCGGAAAAACAUGCUACAGCAAAUAAAAAUUUUACCGAGUAUCUCGAAAUUAAUGGCAUUAACUCAAUUAUCACUAAAUAUUUUUGCAACGAUACUAAAGGAAAAUCUGUUGCUACUAAAUGUCCAACAUGUCACUCGGGAAACAAUACAAUAAAUAAUAUUUAACGACAAUAAUAAAUAUUGAUACUUAUAACCUGCACUUUAUCUAAAUGAUGCUAAAGGCUUCAGCAACUCUGAAUAUAAUGACAUUAACUCAAUUGCAACUAAAUAUUUUCUCAUGACGAAAAUUUAUUGACAUUAUCUAUUGAAAUCACAAUGAUUAGACCAAAAUUCAAUGAGAAGCUAUAUAAAAUAAAAUGCUACCGACGUCAUUAAGUUUUUGAGAUGUGAAAUCUAAAUUAGAUUGAGUUGUCAUAUUGAAUAGUUGAAUUUGUGUAUAUAUAUAAAUAUAUAAUCGUAAACCUAUCGAGAAAUAAGAAAGUUGAAUUGAAUUGGUUGGGAAGAAGAGUUAAUGUGAGUCGUUGUAGUAGUAUUAAUGGACAGGCCCAUUCUCUUUAAUUCGGAAUCGAUAGUGUUUCUCUUACAAAAGCCCAUAACUAUAGUAAAUACAUUUUGUGAAGAGAAAGUUCCAUGAAUGAAGCAUGCAUACUUAUGUUUAUUCAAAAGCAUUUAUUUUCUCCCAUGUGAUUUCUAAAAUAAUCCUUGGUAAUAAUCAGGAAGUAGAAUUGAAUAAUGCUGAGAAAGGACAAAUGGGAUCAAAAAGUCGAGGCGUUUUCUUGACCUGGAAUGACUUAUGGGUUACUGUUAGCACUAAAAAAGGUGGAAGCAAGUCCAUACUUAAAGGUCUCACUGGCUAUGCUCGACCUAGUGAGCUCUUGGCUGUUAUGGGUCCUUCUGGCUGUGGCAAAUCUACAUUUCUCGAUUCCUUAGCUGGGAGACUGGAUUUCAGCACGAGGCAGAGCGGGGAAAUUCUGAUCAAUGGUCACAAACAGAAACUUUCGUAUGGAACAUCUGCAUAUGUGACUCAAGAUGAAACUCUGUUAGCAACACUAACAGUUCAAGAAGCAGUUUACUACUCUGCACAACUCCAACUCCCAGUUUCCAUGACAAAAUCAGAGAAAAAACAAAUAGCAGAGCAGACUAUCAAGGAGAUGGGGUUGCAAGAUGCAAUGAACACAAGAAUUGGAGGAUUUGGUAAUAAAGGAAUUAGUGGAGGAGAAAAGAGAAGACUUAGUGUUUGCAUGGAGAUUCUAACGCGGCCAAAACUUCUUUUCCUUGAUGAACCAACCAGUGGCCUCGACAGUGCUGCAUCUUAUUACGUGAUGAGCGGAAUUUCACGUCAAAGAGAGGGAAGAACCAUUAUUGCAUCUAUCCAUCAGCCAAGUGCUGAAGUUUUCAACCUUUUCCACAGUUUAUGCCUUCUGUCUUCAGGAAGAACCGUAUAUUUCGGACCUGCUAGUGCAGCAAUUGAGUUUUUCACGAGGAACGGUUUCCCUUGCCCAUAUCUUCAGAAUCCAUCAGAUCAUUUUCUUAAAACAAUAAACAAGGACUUUGAUGAGGAUAUUGAACAAGGCUCAGCUGGAGGAAGGAGACCUACAGAAGAAGUUAUAGACCUUCUCAUAAAUUCAUAUAAAUCAUCAGAGGGAUAUCAUGAAGUUCAGAGCCAUGUUGCAGAAAUAUGUCAUCAGGGUGGUGAAAUGUUGGAAAAAAGAAGCCAUGCUAACUUCAAGACGCAAUGCCUUGUUCUUACUAGGCGGUCAACUGUGAACAUGUUUCGUGAUCCUGGCUACUAUUGGAUGAGAUUCGUUGUUUAUGUCGCCAUUGCUUUAAGUCUUGGCUCCAUCUACUAUAAUGUUGGCUCAAACUAUCGGUCAAUUGAGGAAAGAGGUCUAAUGGUUGCUUUCGUAGUUUCAUUUAUGACAUUUAUGACCGUCGGUGGAUUCCCUUCAUUUGUGGAGGAAAUGAAGGUAUUUCAACGAGAAAAUGUGAACGGGCACUACGGAUGUUUGGCUUUUGUCAUAGGCAACACACUUUCUUCUAUACCAUACGUGUUACUAAUAUCAUUGGUUCCAGGUGCCAUUGCCUAUUUCCUUGCUGGAUUUCGAAAUGGAUUUGAGCACUUCAUCUACUUUGCUUUGGUCCUCUUCAUCAGUAUGAUGGUAGUGGAGAGCCUAAUGAUGAAUGUCGCAGCUAUUGUACCGAACUUUUUAAUGGGCAUUGUAACGGGGGCAGGAAUACAAGGACUACAAAUACUAAGUGGUGGUUAUUUUCAAUUACCGAGUGAGUUGCCUAAAAUACUUUGGAAAUACCCACUAUACUACAUGUCCUUCCACAAGUAUGCUUACCAAGGUAUGUUCAAGAAUGAAUUUGUAGGACUAAAGUUUAGAGAUGAUAUGUUUGGAAACAAUCAUAUUAUGAGUGGAGAAGUCGUCUUGAGAGAAAGAUGGCAAGCAGAAAUGGGAUACUCAAAGUGGAUAGACCUAGUCAUUCUGGUCGGUAUACUAAUUUUGUAUCGAUUGGUGUUUUUCCUUAUAAUCAAGACAAAAGAAAAAAUUGUGCAUGCAAGAAAGACAUCCACGGCAAUUCUAUCAAACCGAAGUACACAAAUCAUGGCUAAGUCCCUACCUGCCUCACCUCUCCAUGGACUCACUCCACCUCAUGACACUCCCACCAACAAUAGAUGAACUAAUAGUUAGUCCUUCUGUUCUCUACAAGAUUUGACACUAUAUUUGGCUUCUUAUUUCUAUAAUGUAUCAAUUUGUACUGUAUUGUAUUUUACCAACUGUUUUGUGGAUGUAAUGUUUAAAUAGACUAUAGCGUUUGAUGAUGUAAAACUUUUUCCUUUUUGGCCUAUAAAAGAGAUGGCACUUUACCUUUAA
Messenger RNA from Solanum pennellii, 3181 nucleotides. Its product is annotated as ABC transporter G family member 11-like. Gene Ontology annotation, molecular function: ATP hydrolysis activity; ATP binding; ABC-type transporter activity. The transcript is spliced from 9 exons. The coding region runs from base 944 to 2986 and encodes 680 amino acids. Gene Ontology annotation, cellular component: membrane. The record is from RefSeq and is a predicted model, not a curated record. Lineage: Eukaryota; Viridiplantae; Streptophyta; Magnoliopsida; Solanales; Solanaceae.